GUGGGAGAAGUCGGAACGGCCGAUGAUUAUUAGCUGACUUGAGUAUGCCCGGAAUUUUGGUUAUAACGGAUAGUGAUUUAUUUUUCACCUAAAUGCAAAUGCACGAGGCGUCGCUUGUGCCCUUCCGCGACAGUAACCGUAGUAAGUGAGCUCGUGCGCGCUCGACGUAGCAUGCAUCUCCACUCGGCAAGUCACCCGAAGGUUCUCCGCGCUUAAUUGGCCUACAUAACCGCAUAAUUAUGAAUUUGCAAACGCUUUUUCAAGACUUCAAUCCAAGCAAAUUUCUGGUGCACACAUGUCUGAUGAUAUUCACGUCUCUGUUCGCCCUUCGACUGGACGGCUUCAUCGAAUGGAGCUACUGGUCGAUAUUCAGCCCGAUAUGGUUCUGGAAGGGCAUGGUGAUCCUAGGGGCGAUAGUCGGAAGCUACGUCUGGUGGCGGCAUCCCCAUGCGAGAUUAGAAGGGGACGCCUAUGUACAUUAUAAAGCGAUGCUGAUUACCCUGGCGUUGCAUCUAAUCCUGUUGAUGUUCGAGUUGUUGGUGUGCGACAAAUUAGAAUCCGAGAGGCACCUGUGGAUACUGGUCUUCAUACCCUUGAUUUUCAUCUCGAUCGUAUCGAUUGCGGUAUGCAUCUGGGCUGUAAAACACGACCGGUCGUUCGAACUGGAGCUGUUUUGCGCGGUCAAUGUACUGCAGUUCAUCUUCCUGGCUCUGAGAUUAGACGGCUUUAUAACGUGGAGCUGGGAGGUUGUGUUCGUGCCGCUGUGGGCACUUCUUUGCUUAUCCUUGGUGGCUGUUUUGUACGCGAUAGUAUUCGCCGCCGUUUUACUGAGAACGCCGCAGAUCAACGCCCGUCAGAGGCGGACCUCCCUGCACUCGGCGGUGGCGUAUACAUUUCUCGUCGUUCCCAUUUUAGUGUUCCAGGUACUGCUAGCGAAUAAACUGGACGGAGAUAUUUCAAUAAAUUAUAUAACAGUGGCAUUGCCACUCCUCCUGUCGCAUAUGACUCUUAUUUUUAUGUCCUUUGGUGCAAAAGGCGGAAAUAGAUGGUGGUUUGGUAUCAGAAAAGACUUUUGUCACUUCCUGCUAGGUUUAUGUCCAUUGCUUCAAGAAUAUGGUAAUAUUUCGUAUCAACCAAGGGACGAGCGAGAUCAACCACCAUCCGAGCCAAUGAUUACGGAAAAGAGCGAGAAGCUUAUUAAGAAAAUCGACCUAAUGAAGCCUGUUGUGCCUAUAAUUUCUAUAGACAUGCCUGACUGAUUGGCUCAAAACAGGGUUAGCUCGGAUAUUUUUAAAUUGUUAUUUUUACUGCAACUGACUUAUACAGAGGCCAAAUAUCUACUAUAAAAUAGUCAGGCCUUAUUAAGCAAAAAGAUCGAAUUACACGGAUAUAUACGUCGGCUGGGAUACAAGACUGAGCACCUCGCAUCUCUAGAGUAGCAUUGUCAGGACGCGUCAGAAAAUAUAGAAGAAAAGAGUGGUUUGAAUAAUUAGAAAAGUGAUAUUGCUGUUAAUGUUGCUGGACAUCGUAAUGUUGAAUGCCCAAUCAUCUAUUAUAUUAUAAUGUAGAUAUAAUGUAUAUACAGACUGUUAUAUCAUAACAUUACGUAUGAUGGAUAUUGAAUAUUACACGGGUCUGCCAUACACGACGAUGGUGGAUAAGUGCUAUAGUAUAACGUUACAUUAUUUUAUAUAUAUAUUACAUCUAAAAAAAAACUACUCUUAUAAUCUAAUAAAGUUUCUAUUUUUUGGUAUCAACAGCAACGAUCAAUUAAUUUCUGAGAUACCGCUAAUUUAACAUACAGAACGAUAUUGAGCGUGAGAUGUCUCGAGACUAUAUUUCGGAUUUUUAGUACUUUACUGCAAAUGUUAUAAGCAUUAUAUAAAAGUGAAUAAGUUAAAUUUUCUGUUCGACAUUGCAACACCUUUGUAAGUUAUUAUGUAAUCUGUGAAAAAUAGAAAAGUACGUCGUGAAUA
Messenger RNA from Vollenhovia emeryi, 1976 nucleotides. RefSeq names its product transmembrane protein 185A. Lineage: Eukaryota; Metazoa; Arthropoda; Insecta; Hymenoptera; Formicidae. The record is from RefSeq and is a predicted model, not a curated record. The transcript has 7 exons. Bases 240 to 1259 code for a protein of 339 amino acids.